AUGGCUAGCAAAUCUUACAACAUCGGCAUUGUCGGCUACGGCUUCAGCGCAAAGAUCUUCCACAUUCCCUUCGUGAAGGAAGUUCCCGAGCUCAACCUCUACGCAAUUGUCCAGCGCACCCCGAAGCAGGACGAUGAUGCUGAGAAGGACCACCCCGGUGUCAAGUCUUUCCGCACUACUGAGGAGAUGGUCCAGGACCCCGCAGUGGACAUCGUGAUCAUCACUACUGCUCCGGAUUCGCACUUUGAUCUGUGCAAGCUGGCGCUGGAGGCCGGCAAGCACGUCGUCUGCGAGAAGCCUUUCACUCCAACUGCCAAGGAAGCCGAUGACCUUAUCGCCAUUGCGAAGAAGAACAACAAGCAGCUCGCUGUGUUCCAGAAUCGCCGCUUCGAUGCCGACUUCGUGACCCUCUCCAAGCUUGUCAAGAGUGGCUCGCUCGGCCGUAUCUCCGAGUUCGAAUCCCACUUCGAUCGCCACCGUCCCGAGGAGCCCGCUGCCGGCGCCCACAAGUGGAAGAACCAGGUCAUGCCUGGUGGAUCUGCGGUCUAUGACCUUGGAGCUCACCUGCUGGACCAGGCCGUGGUUCUCCUCGGCAAGCCCCAGCGACUGACUGGCUUUGUUGGCUCCGCGCGGGAGGUCAACUCUUCCGGAUACGAGGACACUUUCACCGUUCUGCUGCACUAUGCCAACGGCACUAUGGUCACCACCAAGGCGACCGUAGUCAGCCCCGAGGAGGAGCAACUGCGCUUCUGGGUGCGUGGUGAGAAGGGUAGCUUCAAGAAGUACCACCUUGAUAUCCAGGAAGAUCAGCUCAAGGCCGGCGUCAUGCCCGCCGAUAAGGGCUACGGCCGCGAGCCCAGUGAGCGUUACGGCAGCUUGACUACCAUCCAAGGUGACAAGCCUGUCAAGGAGGUUUUUCCCACCGUGGAACCCCCUACCUACACCGAGUACUACCGCAAACUUGUCCGCGCUCUCAAUGGCGAGGGACAGCUUCCUGCCAGUGGUGAGGAGGCUCGCGAGAUCAUUCACUUGAUCGAGUUGGCUCGUGAGAGCUCCCGCACUGGACGUACCUUGGAUGUCUAA
Messenger RNA from Penicillium bovifimosum, 1083 nucleotides. Its product is annotated as putative NAD binding Rossmann fold oxidoreductase. The transcript is spliced from 4 exons. NCBI's taxonomy places the organism in Eukaryota, Fungi, Ascomycota, Eurotiomycetes, Eurotiales, Aspergillaceae. The record is from RefSeq and is a predicted model, not a curated record. Bases 1 to 1083 code for a protein of 360 amino acids. Gene Ontology annotation, molecular function: nucleotide binding.